AUGGCUGCCAUGGAGAGCCCCACAAUGUGGAAGUCUGAAGUCCGGGUGGACCCUGCCUUGCCGAAGCCCUUAUGCCUGCUCAUUGUGGGAGGCUGUGGUGUACACACCCUCAGACGCUAUCCACCUGCAAAUGGCGUCUGCGUCGUCGACCGUCAUGAGAUACACGUGGGCUCCCAGACGGCGAGGAAUCGAGCACGUGCGGAACGAUGGAGACAAUGA
Auxenochlorella protothecoides is the source of this 219-nucleotide messenger RNA. RefSeq lists its product as hypothetical. The transcript is spliced from 2 exons. Lineage: Eukaryota; Viridiplantae; Chlorophyta; Trebouxiophyceae; Chlorellales; Chlorellaceae. The record is from RefSeq and is a predicted model, not a curated record. The coding region runs from base 1 to 219 and encodes 72 amino acids.